Molecule: messenger RNA, 758 nt
Organism: Macadamia integrifolia
Lineage: Eukaryota; Viridiplantae; Streptophyta; Magnoliopsida; Proteales; Proteaceae
Exons: 2
Coding region: 19-555 (178 amino acids)
Source: RefSeq, a predicted model, not a curated record
AAAAUUAAUUAACCACACAUGGCUAAUCUCCAGGGGAUCCUAACCAAGCAUGUGGCUCAACCUUACCAAUUAAGAGCCAAUUCUAAGGUGAAGAUGCAAAGUGCCAACACAUGGGGGCCACAGUCCUUUUUGGCCUCUAUAAAUUUACCAUGUCAUUCUGCCUUCAUUCAAAAAUUAAGACUGACUCACAAGACUGUUAAAAGGAGAGAGAGAGAGAGAGAGAUGGCGGGUUCUCCUUCUAGCAUUCUUUGUUUGGGAACCCUAGUGAUCGCCGGAAUCCUAUUUCCCGGCGAGCAAUCUGUAGUGAUGGCACAGAGAAAAUGCAGAGGUGAUGUUCAGGGACUAAUGAAGCAAUGCAUGCAAUUUGUUCAGAAGGGUGGUCCACUGAGGGAUCCAUCACCGAGCUGUUGUGCUGUUUUGAAGAACUCCGAUGUCACCUGUAUGUGUGGUAUAAUUCCUCCCCAGAUAUUGCCGAAGAUCAGCAGUGCCAAAGUGGCUCAUGCUGCAUAUUUCUGUGGCAAUCCCAUUCCUGCUGGAGUUAAAUGUGGAAGUUAAUUAGAGAGGAUUAAGGGCAAGAAGUAAUUGAGAGAAGAUGAAGGAAUAAUAAAGCCAAAUCAUGUGGCAUUGUUAUAAAAAUAAAUUUAGUUGCAAUGUUUACUACCAUCUGUUCAUUGUAAUGGAUCAGAUCACUCAUUUACGAGUGUAGAUCUUCAUCUUCUCUUAUUUAUCUAUAAAAUUAAUGUGUGAUUUUUAUAUGA